Messenger RNA from Puntigrus tetrazona (Sumatra barb), 2736 nucleotides. RefSeq lists its product as uncharacterized. Lineage: Eukaryota; Metazoa; Chordata; Actinopteri; Cypriniformes; Cyprinidae. The transcript has 11 exons. The record is from RefSeq and is a predicted model, not a curated record. Gene Ontology annotation, molecular function: transcription coregulator activity; DNA binding. The coding region runs from base 232 to 2163 and encodes 643 amino acids. Gene Ontology annotation, biological process: positive regulation of transcription by RNA polymerase II. Gene Ontology annotation, cellular component: mediator complex.
AGUCACUGAUUCUCUUCCGGGUCAAGCUUGUAUAUGGCUCGCUGGGUGAAGUUGGUCGUGUGGAAAAAUACAUACAUCAACAAUCUACCAAUAUUUGAGCCGUCGUUCUGAUUCUCGUAGCUUUAAUCUGUCAUGUAGUUCAUUGCGCGACAGUCUGUUCUUUCGCAAGAAACUGGUAUUUUGGUGGACGCAUCGUCUAGCUGUGUGUGGAAACCGUUUUGCGGGGAAACAAUGUCACGUCCGCGUUCGAGAUCUCCCUUGUUUUCAAGAAUUCCAACUCUUCAUGGGAGGAGAACGGAAGGAUUAUAUGAUAACCAGAUACAUUCAUCGGUACAGUCUGAUGCGUGGAGAAACCCUGAAUAUGUCAACAAAGUAGAAAGUAGCACACAUUGGCACAAAGAUUCCUAUCAAGGAGAGAAACAUAUUGACCACUGGGCCAAUUUUAUUGAUGCAAUAGAACAUGCUCAAAAAAGAGGGGCUUCACCUAUGACCAGAUACCACAUGCAGGGUGAUGAAGAAAGGUCGCCGCAUUCUCCAAGGAGGCUGCCUAGGGAAAGGUUACCUUCACCUGAUCACACACAUUUUGGUGUUGAAGAGCGCUACAGGAUGCCAUCACCAGGCUGGAGCAAGAAUGAAGGCGUUGAUAAGGAGCUCAGUUCACAACAUAACCACAGAGAAUCCAGGGACAGGCCAUAUCAAAGACAUGCCGAAGGAAGAAGACAGGACAGAAUGGAUUAUGGAUAUCAUAAUGAAGAAUAUGGCGGUCAAUAUCAAGAAAGGGGCUCCUUUUCAGAGAGGUCAUCAAAGUCAGAUUAUAGGGAGCAACACCCUCCUUCUGAAGGAUUUACUACAGAUUUUGGUCUGCAGGAUAAAUUUGUUGACCAUCACAGGGGCUUCAGUCCGCGUCGUGCACCUGUCAUUGUGGAACACGAUCAUGGAAUUUCAAAACAAGACUCAAGGAGCCGCGAUCCCCCCAAAACGAGUGGCAAUCUGAGGAGCAGAGACCCACCUAGGACAAGUGAAACCCAGAGGAGUCGAGAUCGAAGAGACCAAGCCUUUCAAACUCGUACCAUACAAGAUCGACAUGGCGGACGACCAAAUAGUAACCCCCAAGAGGAAUCAAGAAAGAACUACUUUUCUUAUGAAAGAGAAUCUCAAGGAAGAGAGCGUGCAAGACACAUAAAUCAACCUAAAAUGGAGUCGCAUUCAAGAGACUCAGAAGCACGAAGGGAAAUGGAUUUGAUGGAUGUUGAUUUGAGGAACAGAGAAAGAGAACCUGUCGCUGAUUGGGAGGAAGAGAGAUCACAAAGGAAUCGUGGAAGGAUGAUGGGGCAAGGAGUGGUUCAUCAAAGGGCUGAGUAUCACAGGACGCCAAACACUAAUGUUCCUGCAACUAGAAUGGAUUUCAGUGAACAGGAGACCCUCAAGAUCAAGGUGGACAUGAGUCGCGCCGUUGGGCAAAGCAGUCAUUUAGGAUAUUCUUCAGAUAGACAGUUAUCUCUUGACUUAGUCAACGUGGGUCGACAACGCCUUGAUUUCCUUCCUCUGCUGGAGCAUUCUGGAACUUACAGGGAAUCAGCAGUGCAUUCUGGGACAUUUGCCCAAGAGAUCAUCACCCUUGUGCACCAAGUUAAAGAAAAUUUCUUUAGGGGCCAAGGCAUCACACUUAAUGAACGUUUUGCAAAUGAACAGUAUUAUUCACUCCAAGAUGAGUUUAAGGAGGAAGAAGAAGAUCAGGAGGAGGAGAUGAGAAACAUGACACCAGCCAUGAAUAGGCAACACAGAAUGCCUUCAUCAGAAACUCAGAUCUUCUGCAACAUAGGGCCGGAUCCACUUCAGAGACGACAGCUUGUCCCCGACCCUGGUGACCUCAGGUAUGACCUGGAGCGAAGAAGACAACAGCGUGUUGAGGGUGUGAAGAUUACCAUUGCUGGGGGAAACUUUAUUCCAGCAGCUCCUGAGGGUCAAGAGAGUGAGCCUCACUAUCUGAGUGAUGAUCCUGAAGAAGCGGAUGAGAACUUUAGGUGGUCGGAGCAAGACCAUAAGCAUCAGAGUCAGUGGGAUGGUCCCCGUCAAAGAAUGCCAGUUCCUAAAAGACAGAACUUAAACCAGCAGGCGAAGUUUCGGAAUCGGAAAAGCAGACCACGUGGACGAAGGACUUGAAAUAGUGGUGGCAGUGCGGGAGAAGAAAGUCAACAAUUCAAAUCCGAGGACACUUGUGCACAUCUAUGUUUUUGUUGUUUCCAUUUUGAUAUCAGAACCACUAAAACCUUGAUUUAAGGUCAACUGCUUCUCCACAUUUGGUGGAUAUUUUUCAUCAAUUUUUUUAUUCCCAUUACCAUUUUUUUGAUUCAAGGAAACCCCUUGUAAAGAUUAUUUGAUUUGAAGAUGGAAACAAAUAAAAUAGGAAAGCUCAUAGGGCAUGUUAAAGUGAUAGUUUAAGUAUCACCUUGCCCUCUUCUUAUUAAUACUAUAACAUUAUUCUUCAUUGUUAACUGCAGUUUAGUUUUUGGUUUGAUAUUCCACAAUAUUUUCAAGACAUUAAUUACAAUGUUAUACAAUAUGCAAAUUUAAUUGGUAAUUUUACAUUUCAUAACAGUAUGCAACACAUGGAUGGUUUUGCUUUUAUACUAAAAUACUGACUUUUUGUCAUACCCUCAAGUGACAAAAUUAUGUCAUAUUUGAUGUAUCCUGCUGUGUAAACAAAGUAGCAAAUAAAAUGCUGUGUAAAUAAAA